Molecule: messenger RNA, 1041 nt
Organism: Melanaphis sacchari
Lineage: Eukaryota; Metazoa; Arthropoda; Insecta; Hemiptera; Aphididae
Product: rRNA-processing protein UTP23 homolog
Exons: 6
Coding region: 220-996 (258 amino acids)
Cellular component (GO): small-subunit processome; nucleolus
Molecular function (GO): small ribosomal subunit rRNA binding
Source: RefSeq, a predicted model, not a curated record
CUAUCUAUUAAUUCUAUUACUUAAAUCGUAAAUCGUAAUGCUUAUAGCCCUAAAUAAUAAGUUCUUAUAGAAUAUAGAACACAUAGCAAUAAAAAUCUAAAAUAUUACUUAUUAUUAUUGUUUUGCCAUUCGUGUAUUGAAUUGUAGUCUAGCGCGAAAACAAGUACUACCAAGAAAACGAUCAAUCUGUGCUCAUAAGACAGUAAUUUUAAAAAUAAAAUGCGUCUUAAGCGUCACCAAAAAGCCGAACGCAAUAUCAAUUUCUAUUGUGUCAGCUUUGGUUUUCGAAAACCAUUUCAAUUACUCGUCGAUGGCACAUUUUGCAUGGCUUCAGCACAAAACAGAGUACAAUUACGUGAAGACAUUCCAAAGUAUUUGGGUGGUGAUGUAAAAUUUUUAACCACACAGUGUGUUGUACUUGAGACUGAAGCAUUGGGUGCUACUGUUCGACCAGCCAUGCACAUUGUUAAGAAUUUUGGUAUUCAUAAAUGUGGACAUGAAAAGAAACCUAUAUCUGGAGCAAGUUGCCUGACAUCAAUGGUAAAAGAUAAUAUGAAAACAAGAUAUAUUAUUGCCACCCAGGACAAGGCACUUCAAAAUGCCCUUUAUGUUCUUCCUGCUGUUCCUGUUAUGUAUUUCAAUGGUUUAAGUAUCAUUCUAAAAGCGCCUUCGCCCAUCUCUAUUGAUCAUGCCAAUCAAAAGCGACUAUCCAGAUUUAAUUUAACUGAAUAUGAAACCAAUGUUUUGACAAGUAUGAAAAGUUCAAUAACAACAGAGUUAAGCAGUAGUGAAGAAUUAAAAGAUUACCCUGGGGUAUUUAAAAGAGCUAAAGGACCUAAUCCACUUUCAUGCAAACCGAAAAAGAAGAAAAUUGUUGAAGAUAAUAUUAUACCCAAAGUAGAAAAUAAAACAAAACGUAAAAGAAAUAGAGUUAAAAUACCUAAACAUGUUAAAGAAGAAUUAAAAAAAAUGAAUAAGCCAAUUUCAGUCUCAUAAAAGAUUUAAGAACAUUUCAUGAAAUAAAAAAACUGUAUAAUUACA